UCUAUGUACGUUAAUCUACUGAGGAAAUCUAUAAACAUUGUUGUGUCCAAAUACGAAUAUAAACAUUACAAUGACCACAUUAGAAGACAAAAUUUUGGGUGAGAAGGCUCAUUGCUAUUGCAGUAGCAGUGAAAGUGAAAAUGAAAAAUCGGACGACGAAACUGCCGGUGAAGAAGAAACUACAUCUAAGGUACCCGUUAUUGAAGACAGUGCUGCACCACCAGAACCGUAUAAAUGGGAGGGUUCAUCAAGGAAUACAGGGCCUAAGGGGGUUGUUAAAGACUGGCAACGUUUCAAGCAGUUACAAGUAGAGAAGCGAGCAGAACAAGAGCGAGAACGAAUCGCAUUGAUUAACAAGUUAGCAUUAACUUGCAGAUCUGCCUUGGAAGAUGAGCGAGAGAAUACAGCCCAGGUGGAUCCAGAACUGGCAGAUCUAUUAAGAGAUGACUUUAUUAUAGAAUACCAGAAAAAACGCAUGAAAGAAAUGAUGUCUCAACUCUCAUCCCUUCCAAAGUUUGGAGAACUAUAUGAGUUAAAGGAUGGACAAGAAUUCUUGGAUGCAGUCGAUAAAGAUAAAAGUGUAACAACCAUUGUACACAUAUACGAAAAAAAUAUUUCUGGAUGUGAAGCUAUGAAUGGAUGUUUGACUGUCCUAUGUCAAGAGUACAUUAAUGUCAAGUUUUGUAAAAUGUUAGCAUCCAUUGCUGGGGUCAGUAAAAAUUUUAGACAGAUGGGGGUGCCAGCCCUUCUAGUUUAUAAGAAUGGCCAAUUGAUUGGAAAUUUUGUACGAUUAAGUGAAGAGCUAGGUGAUGACUUCUUUGCAGAUGAUGUGGAGAGUUUCUUACGGGAGCAUGCAAUGUUACCAGACAAAGCUUGCAUUCCAUCAAUUAUUAAAUCCCAGGAAGAAGAUGAUGAUGAUAGUGACAUGAGCCUGGAGUAAUUUAUGAUGAUUUAUAUCACCCGAUGUGGUCAGUAAAGAAAUAACAUAUUUGCGCAGAAGAGGGGAAAAAGAUUCAAAAAGUAUAAACAUAAAAUUUUUAAUUUACCUAGACUACAGGUACUUAGUAAAAAAAAAAAAAAAGUGUCUACUUAGGUGAAGAUCAGUUAAUGUGCCAAAUGGAUGGCUUAUUCGCAGAUACUUAUUUUUCUACUUUUCCCCACAUUUUAUAAUCUAAAGUGAUAACUGAGAUGUAACUUCACAAAUCUUAAAUUAGUUAGUACACGUUCAAACACUCAUAGAUUUACUUAAUUUUCUUAAUGUACAUGCAACAUUUAACAGUUAUUUAAUUAUUAUAAUUCUAUUUUUACACAGUUUCUUGCUUCGUUUAAUAUUUCUUAACUGUAAUCUUAGUCAAUAACCAUGAAAAAGCUAAUGUUAAAAAAACUCUUGAUAUCGCAGCUUUUUCGAAAGAAUAGAAAAAAAUUGGAACACUGCACACAUCCCUAUAUUUACCCUGAAAGGAUGGUCUUUUAAUUCCGUCUGGUUCAUGAAAAAAUAACGGUUUAAAGCUUACAUUACAAUACCUACAUGUUUUCACACUGCCGCCGCCAUUAAUUCAGUGAUUGUGUAUCUUUAUUUAACACAACUGUAGCCAACUAUGGAGAAUUAAAAUACACAUUCUUCUGUUUCAUUUAUAGUAGUUUAUCGCUGGAUCUUGAUGGCAUGAUCCAGUUCGCUUGAUGCUGAAGUACAUGUUGCAUGCUGUUUUAGUUCAGUACAUUGAAAUACCCCGAUAGCAUGAUCCUGAAGGCUUUAUCCUGAGGUACAUGACACAUGCUGUUUUAAUUCAGAACCUCUGAAGAUCCUGUACGUUAAAAUUUUUUUUGUCAUUUAAUAAUAAAUUAUGAUCGUAAGUCAAAUAAAAAGGAUCCAGACUUAAACUGGGAUACAUGAAACACCAGCCAUAUCAAGCAAGAAUAUACGGCAGCUUUAAUCAAAGAAUUCCUUGGAAAGAUUGCAAAAUUCAAUGCGUCAGCUACUUCAGUGCACAGCACUUAUUUCUCACAGAAAAUGAAUGACAUUAACAAUUCUAUUCAAAUUUUUGCCUUCUAUUAGUCUCGUCCAUUACAUCAUCACUUAUUACAUAGGUACUUUCAAUGCAGUUUAACAAAACAAACAUUUUGUACUACAAUUAGGCGUACUUAUUAUUAUAAAACCACAAUGAAAUAUACAAGCAUUAAAAAUUCCUACAAUUGCAAUAGCCAUUAUUUGAACUAAUUUUAUUACAAUGUUUACAUUAACUAAAUUAAAAAAAAAAAAAUGGAUUAACAAUAAAUGUCUGCAAAUGCAUGAAUACAAAAUACAUAGGUAUUAUAAUGUAAGCUGUAAACUGUUAUUUUUUCACAAACCAGUAGCAAUUAAGAAACCUUCCUUUCAAGGUUAAUUCAAGAAUACGGAAAACAAUAUAUUCUUAUUUUUCGCAAGUAAACAAACAAUUUAGGCGGCAGUGUAAAAGCACAGGUAUUGUAAUAACAGAAUAAAAAUUUAGUUUUUCUACAAACUAGUAGGAAUUACAAAAUCAUCCCUUUGGGGUAAAUUUAGUGAUGUGUGUAGUGUGUAAAAACCAUGUUUUCUGAUUUUUUUCUUUCCCUUCUAAAAAGUUGCAAUAUCCGAGUAUUACAUACCAAUAAAUACACCACUAAAUACAGUUCACCGAAUGUGCCCUACCUGCAGAGUUUGUGAUACAUAGUAUAUUUCCAACACUGACCAUGCCUAACAGGUGAUUCUUUAGAAGAAAAUUGGAUGAAAACGUUUUAAUAAAGUGUAAUUGAAUUUAAGUGUAAUUUAAUAAACUAAUCUUAUAAAUCAAAUGUAAAAACUUUUUGAUUUUAAGAAAUAUUGGGAACUAUUUGCAGAUAAGUAACAAAUCAGUGAAUUAUAUUUUGUGCAAGAUAUAUCUUUUGCCUGUUACGUUCUCCUUCAUUUAUUAAAUGGAGGUGGCUUUAUUUUCCUCACAUGCAAUCAAUAACACUUAUGCUUUUUGAGCAUAAUAAGUUUCAGGUUUUAAUGAAAUUUCCAUAAAUUAUUAUUGUUGGUUUUCUCAUACUUCGGAAGAUCCUAAUAGUCUGCAGGCUUGUAGGAACUGAGGCUACCCUAUAUUUAGAGACGGAUCAAUGUUGAUACAAUUUUCAAAAGCAAUAUUAUGAAAAUCCCAGUUAUGAAGACUUUGAAGGAAAGGUUUCAAGUUUUCUGGAAGGCAUUUUAAUAUAUUUUGACUUGAAAUCAAUUCAUAAGUAGUAUUAAGGUGUAUGUAUUUGAUAUAAGCAGCUUUACAUUAUUUUUCUUUCUUAAAAUGUAGGCCAAUGCGUAGUAGCUUUUGUAGCAAUUUUAUGUUGUGAAUGUUUCACGUGAUCUCUCUAACCAGUUUUAUGUAUCGUCAUUUCAACUGCUUGUGUUCUCUUAUACUUAUCAUUUUAUGAAUUCACGUAUAGUGUCAUCCUUAGAUUGUAGUGUGAAUUUAAAUGGGCAUAAUUUCUUCUCUCUUUCCAAAGCACAAUAUAUGUUUGCACUGUCCUUGCAGAGCAUCAUUAUCUAAUUAUAUUCGAUUCUAUCUUUUAAGGAAAUGUUACAGAAAGAUGCCAUUUCUGUUUGACCAUAGGAAUUUAUUAAUGGUAGGUAUUAAUAAAGAUAUUGAUAAAGACAGACUGCUACAAAUAGUUUCUUAUGUAAAAUAAUAAUUGGUGUUUAGGAUUGAUACAUUUUUUUCUUUCAGAAUACACUUUUAUGGUCCUAGAAAAAUCAACAAAUAGUAAAAUUAAAAAUAUAAAAAAAAA
Molecule: messenger RNA, 3774 nt
Organism: Bacillus rossius redtenbacheri
Lineage: Eukaryota; Metazoa; Arthropoda; Insecta; Phasmatodea; Bacillidae
Product: phosducin-like protein
Exons: 1
Coding region: 71-940 (289 amino acids)
Biological process (GO): regulation of G protein-coupled receptor signaling pathway
Source: RefSeq, a predicted model, not a curated record